AUGGCUGCCGGUGCUACCAUUGCAAGUGACCUGUCUCUUUUCUUUUCAGGGGGAGCCAAUCUCACAACUUCUUCUCCAACAUCAUCAGCGUCACGUCUUUCUGCAUCUGUGGCUGACGCCGCUAGUGGCACGGAAACUACCACACCAGCAGCGGAGACCAAUAAGUACCUUGCCUCUUCCGUUGCUCUCCUCUAUGAAACAACCACUGAAUGGAACACCGUUGGAGAAACAAGCCUCUCUGGAGUAGCUACAACGCUGCCAACCUCUUCUUCACCUGAAGCUUCCACGGGAUUCCUCUCUUCAUCUGUGGCUCUCCUCUCUGACACGACUACUCCGAGGAGAACCCUUGGAGAAACAAGCCUCUCUGGAGUAGCUACAACGCUGCCCUCCUCUUCCUCACCCGAAGCUUCCACGGAAUUCCUCUCUUCAUCUGUGGCUCUCCUCUAUGAAACAACCACUGCAUGGAACACCAUUGGAGAAACAAGCCUCUCUGGAGUAGCUACAACGCUGCCCUCCUCUUCCUCACCUGAAGCUUCCACUCCUGUUGGCAUCUCAAAUGUCUCUCCAUCUUCUUCAUCCCUUGAAAUGACUUCCAUCUCCAGCACUGGUUUUGGGCAUCCUUCAGAAGAAAGGACCACUCACCCAGCAGAAUCCACCAUGCUUUCCAUCGGUUCCACCACAGAGGAGAUGAAUUCCAGCCCUCCAUCUCCCCAAGACGAAAGGACAUCGGAAGUCCCUUCGACCAUCAUCUCCAUCACGUCCCAAGGAGAAUCUACCAGUGAGAAACAUCCUAGUUCUCCUUCUUUUACGGACACCAUGAAAACGUCCCCCUUGUUGGUUCCCCUUUCUACUCCAAGGGUAGCGACCUCCACCCUUCUGAGUACCCCUUCUGGAGUUGGAGACACAACCAGAGAAGUUACUACAAGUUCUGAGGCCAAGAUCACCAGCUGGUGGCCAGGAAGUUCUCCCUCCUCAACUUUCUCUUUGGUUACUCAAGACAGAAGCACCUCAAAAGUUAUCUCCACCGGCCUUCUGUCUUCCAAACCAGGAAAGACCAGCCUGGGGCGACCUGCUCCGCCCUCCACGAAUCCCACAAGUGAAAAUUCUACAACCGCUUUGAAAGUCCUUUCUUCCACCACCACAUCUUCCUCAGCUUCGAAGGCUCUCCCUAAAACUCCAGCCAGGAGUCGCUUCAUCCUGUCGGUGAGACUCAGCACUUCCUUAAACAUCACGGAUCCUUCUGUCACUCACGCGGUGCGAAAGUGGUUCAACCAGGAACUGCAGGCAAAAUUUCCUGUUUUCAGCUUCAACCUGACCUGGAUUGGCUAGCAAAGAAGUUGGAAAAUAAUCAGAAAGCUUCCAAUUUGUGCCUCUUCUGGAUCAAUGCACCCUAAUAACAUAAAUAAUCAUGGAUUUCAGUUUGUUUUUUUUAAAAAAAAACACCUUAUUUUUCAUGCUGGCUGAUUCCACGAAUGCUCUGUUCAAAUUUUGAGAAAACUCCAGUGACAAAUUCUCCCCUACUGUGCGAAAUGUACAAAAUCAACAGGUUGGCUGUGUUCACACAAUCAAUCAAUCAAUCAAUCAAUCAAUCAGAAAAGAGCUGGAAGGGACCUUAGAGGUCAUCUAGUCCAGGCGUCACCAACCUCUUGG
This is a messenger RNA of Notechis scutatus (mainland tiger snake), 1650 nucleotides long. Lineage: Eukaryota; Metazoa; Chordata; Lepidosauria; Squamata; Elapidae. The record is from RefSeq and is a predicted model, not a curated record.